AUAAACGUCAUAUCCGGAUACAACAAAAAUACCGGAUAGUUUUCUGAGAGUUGUAUUUAAUGGUGCAUCUUUUUCCUCGAGUAUAAUGGACUUUGUAAAUGAACUUCAACUUAAUUUUACUUAAAUAAGAUGGUUAAACACAAAGGUACAAAACGUAAAAUGGCCCACACUGCAGCCAUUACAGAAGAUGAGGUGAAGACCCAAGAAGGGGCUGUGGAGGUACCUGGUGGAUCACAGGACAUACCUUUUGGACUAAAACCCAAACUGGACAAGAUCUUCAAAGAGGUGGUGGAGAACCUGCCAGAUAUAGACUUUGAUCUGUCAGAUGAUUAUUCUGGUGAUGAGGAUGUGACCCCAAUGACCUUCAACCAUCCAAUCAAAUCCCUGGAAGAGGAUAAAGAUUUAGACACCAGCCAGUCAAGUGAAUCACUACUUGACCUUUCAAAUAUCAGCUCAAAUAAAGAUGAGGAUAAUGACACCAGCUUCCAAAUGCGUGUCUUUGACAAUGACCUUGCAUACGAGCUUCAGAAAAGUGGCAUUAACAUAACCCCACCAACCGUGUCUGCAUGGUCGGAUAUACCAAUACCCCGAGAAAAAGACAAGAACAGACAGGAAUCACCAGUCUUAUCCUGGAAUGACAUGCCCAAAACUCCAUCAGACUCCGGUGAUAAAAACAUGGAGAAAACUGUUGAUAAAAAUAAAAAGAAGAUAGAAAGUGAUGCUUCUUAUAACAAGUUAGUAACAGAAUCCUAUGGCCAACUGAGUUUAAAUAGUAUGGACGAUAAGCUGAUACGCCGUCAGCUGAGCAGGGAAGCAAACAGGAACAAGGACAGAGAAAUGGCCACCAGUAUCAUCUCCCCUAGAGCACCUGUCCUGUCAACAGAGGUGCUUGAAAACAUUGAUAUAGAUGCCUUGCUUCAAAACCUCAACACAGACAACCAGUCAGUACCAUCAUCACCCAAACAGGCAUGGGUAGAACCAGUCUCUAGACCUGCCAAUCAUAUGGGAGCUAGGGAGAACAGGAACCUGAAUGAAAAUAGUAAAACUGGCGAUGGACUGACUCUAAUUCAACGGCUGGCCAAGAUGUCAAUGAGCCAAUAUGGGUGUGACCUCACUGACAUCGACCCCAGCACUGGGGCUAGAAAGAAGAACACAGACAACUCCAACAAUAAUCGUAACCAGGCAGACGCCAAGCUUGUUGACGGUCAGGAGAAAAGUACGGAUGACUCUAAGGCAGACGGCAAAUGGGCUGUGAAGGUUGGACCUGCAGAUACAGCAGGCAAGAAGCAGACAGCGUCCUGUGGUACCAGCACCAGCAAUGAAGGCCAGCCCCUCAGAGUUAUCAUCCCGAGGAUUCCUCCCAAGUCCACCCCACCCACUCUACCUACUGCACCUAACAAUCUCCAAGGGCCUAUGCCAGGAAGCAAGGAUCCCACGGUGUAUAUAGACCUGCGUAACUUUGAGCAGCUUCGUCAGGAGCAGCAGCAGAGCAUUGAACGAGUACAGCAAGUCUUGGGGAUACAGCAUGAUCACAUGCUUGUGUUGGAGAGCAGUGACUCGGAGGAAGACCCAGAUGACUGGAGACUUCAGAGACAGAAGUUUAAGCAGCACACCUUCAACUCCGCCAGGCAAACAAAGAAGACCUAUACAGCCAGCGAUAAACCACCCAUGCACCGCCCCCCUCCCCGUGUGAUAAACAUGUCAGAGCUGCCCAGCCGCACACAGAGGUCCCAGAGUGAGGAGGGGCCAGUAGAGGCCUCUGUCCCACAGAGGUCACCACCAGCACAGAGACAGGAGGGGGACGUGGAGCGGGAACGACAGGCUGACAUCAUUAGGAAACUUCGUGAGAAGCAGGAGAGUGAACGGCAGACCAAGCUGCGCCUACAGAAGCGUCUCGAGGCCCUGAGACCUGCGGCCUCAGUGAGCAGCAAACAUGACCCUGCUGAGGCCACACACACACUUUUUGAUAUGGAGGCGUCCUAUGAGGCUGCCCCCAGGAAUCUGCCCCCUGUGUUGACCUCUGAUACAGACUGUGUCCUCCUGGCCAUCCAUCUGUCCUCUAAUGGAGAGAUUGUCCUGCACAGGGGUAGUGGCAACAAAAGUGUGGACACAGGUACGGGUUUAUCUGCCAGCUACACCACGCUGUUGUCAUGGUUACUGACCCUGGUUCCCCAGGACUUCACGUACCUUCAGGGUGGAGCUGCAGGGACCCAGUCCCCCUGGGUGCCUCCAUUCCAUGUGGUGGGGCUACAGCAGGGUCUACUGGAUGAUCAGCUGUGUCUCAUGGUGGCUGCCACUCCCGUUGAGCAGUUUGAUGGGAAAGGCAUACAGAAGUCAAAGAAAAAUAAGAAAUCUGAUCGUCUUACAAACACAGCAUUUCAUCAGCAUCUCCAGAAGUACCUGGCAACCAACACUCUACACACAGUGUGUCCAUGGUUACAGAACAUGGUCUCCAUGGACGUCACCCCUGGGGGAGAAGGGGAGGGGAUCUCUGAUGAUACGCCAAACUAUGCGUAUCGGCCUCCACUCCCCAACAUCACGACCAAACCCCUGUCCACUUUCAUUCAUGUGAAUCCGGAUCCACAGGCAGCCUCCAAAGUCUUUAACACGGCUGUUGGAUUCUUCUGGCAAACGGUUGACAGUGAUGAAACAAAGCAUGACCAGGACAUACAUGAUAAAGAUGUGAAUUAUGACACUCAGAACACAUUGUCCCUAAUCUAUAAAAAGAUUUAUCAAGACCCAUCAGCCAUAAUGGGAGUAUUCAAUCGUGUUUUACAGCUAGGAUUAGAUAUUUCCGGUAUCCGUUUAGUUUACCCUUCUCCGGAACAGAUGAAUAUGCCAAAGGCAGACAAUGCUUCAGUAUUUACAGACAUUGAGCUAUUAAACAACAUUGGUGCAGUUCUGGCUGUGUGUGUGAGAGGCACUUGUGCCAGGAUGAUCUGGCUUGAUGCAGUAGGGCCAUCGGACCCAGUGUUAGCCAGGAAAACAGACCCGAAUUCCCUGUGUGCCUUGUAUGGGGGAGAUUCCAGGGACGAGUGUCUGUUGUUCUGCCCGAGGACUCCUGCUAGGGUUCACACUGAGCUUGUCAGGUGGUUUGGGGGGCGUGUACCGCCAGGCAAUGUAAUUGAUGUGGGCACACCGUACACCAAAAAGGAUAAUCUUAGAAGCGGUAGUCCAAAAGGACGUCGAAACAAGAAAGUGACAUUCGCUGAUGACGUGAUUGUGACAGAUGGGGAAGUCAAUAAUACUGUACACAGGCCUUUAGCAACACUUACAGCCACAACUAAAAGUGAGAUAAUGCUGGUGAUUUCACCACUCGUGCCUCCAAAAUGUUUUGGAAUUAUUCUAGCCUCGUGUCAGAGACGAGGUUUCCAGGUCACUGGUGUGCGACGGGUUAGACUCUCCAGCAAAAAGGCUGCAGCUCUAGGUAUUACUGGUGCCGGCCUUAAGACAUUCUGUCCAGGCUCACUGACUAGUGAGUCGUUUGAUGCCAGCCUGGCAGGUCAUGUGGAUCCCCAGGGUCACCGCCGGUGGGUGGAGUCCACCUUCCCGUCCACCAUCCUACAGCUUCUGAAGGAGAACGCCACCCACAGUGCAGCCAGUCUGGUAGAGGACUGCAUGGUGCAGCUGACACGCCAGGGCAUUAUGGGAGCUCUUCAGAAGAGAGAACAGUUUCCUCUGGAGUCUGCUCACAUGUUUCAUGCUGCCAGGUUCUCUGAAGGGCUGCUGGCCACUCUUGGUGGAGAGUUUAGCAAGUGUUAUGAUCCGGAGGUCCAGAUCAACCCAAGCUAUGUGAUACCACAACUGUACACCAAUCCAGAACUAGAGCAGAUCACAGUUCUUUUGCUGUUAGGACAUAAUAUACUCAAGUCUUCUGGAAUCUUGAUUGGUCGGCUGCUAGGAAUGGUCCCGUACAGUCGUCAGCCAGCUUCCCUGCCGUUCCUCGAGGGCCUAGAACUACUGGGCCUCAAGUGGCUGCCCAGGCUCAGUGUGACCCAGGCCAAGGAGGUCACGCCAUGUGAGGUGGGAGACAGGCUCUGGAAGGACAGUCUGCACACACUUGCUGGCGAGCCUUGUCUAGUGCUAGCUCUACGCGGGGUGAAUGCCUUCGCCAAGCUAGAGACCAUAGUACCACCGAGACCAACGUUAGGAAGUCCAGGGAACCAGUUCAAUCUGGAGAUGAUUCACACACGAACCGCAGAGGAGGCAUAUACCUUCAUCAGGCAGUUCUUCACGGAGAGGGAGCUCUUCUCAGACCCACUGUCCCGGCCCAUGUUGCCGUAUAUCCCGCAGUAUUAUCAUGAGUUCCAUGUAUUAAAUGGCCCCCACGAGGCUGUGGCCACUUAUCCAAAGGAAGAGUCCAUCUUUGAGAUGAUGCAGUCGGGCCCUCGACCCUUCCCCACUUUCUUGCUCAUCAAGCCCAGGGCACUGCACAAGCACCUCACCAAGAUCCUCAAGAAGCUUGCACAGGAGAACUUCUGCAUUGUGGCCUUGAAGCUCCUGGUGCUCUCUCGUGAACAGGCACAGAGGGUCAUACCAGAGGAGGUCAAGUUAGAGGAAGAUCGCACCAAGCACUUGCAGUAUCUGACAGGUGGGCCCAGCCUGUGUCUGUGUGUUGAGAGGGAGAAUGCAGUGAAGAGGCUGCUUGACCUGCUGGGACCAGAGGAUCCUCAGAGCGCGCGCAGGCUCUCACAGUUCUACUGGAGGGGAGUCUUUGGAGGGGACAUCGUCACCAACGCACUCUAUGGCUCCAAGAACUACAGACAGGCAAUUGAUGAUGUUCGCUAUUUCUUCCCAGCGGGGCUCUGCUGUCAAGAGAGUGACAUCCAUAUUCAAGAACUGAUCCAGAGUCCAGCAGUGGAUAUAGAGAUAGACAUCAAGUAUAACACCAGUAGAGAUAUUCUCUUUUCAAAAAUGGAGGUCUCAGAACAAGAUUCCUCGCAUUUGUUUCUCAACCAGACGACCUGCCUCAUUCUGAUGCCAGUAUUAAUGAAGAAGUUUGGAUCUCACUUUGGAUAUGUGGAGGUCAUAGAGGGACUUGUGCAUCAAGGGUUUGAGUUGGUUGGUGGCCGGAUGGUGUGGUUCACCCAGGAGCAAGCAGAGCAUGCACUGUGUGCACUGGAUGCGGGGAGCUUCCAACAGGUUCCUUUCCUGGUGUCUGGUCCAAGUAUAGUGCUAGCUGUACAGAGGGACAAUGCUGUCCUAGCUUUUGACACCAUAUUACGGGAGACCUUCAGUACAGAGACCAACCAAGGAAGGUCUGUGACAGAUUCCAUACUGCACAAGUAUGGCAGGUUCAUUCUCCGUCCAAAUGAUAUCAAACAGGCCAGUGAUGCUUUAAGGUUCUUCUUCAAUCGGCUGACACCGGACAGCCAGGCACAGAUAAUACCCUUAGCUCAAACCUGAACACAGAAAACGGUGAACAAAGAGGUUUCCUCAUCACUUAUAAUUGUUCAUGUCACAAUUGACAACAUAAAGAGACUCCUUGUAAGGCUGUUAAGUCAGUGUUGCUCAAUGUUCAUUGACCCAGCUCAUUUGUUUGUAUGUUAGGUCUUCUGUGCGUUAUGAGGUUAACCAAAAAUAACUUUUUUUUUAUAAAAUCAAUAGUGCUUUAUACAAAGCUUUGGUAUUUGAGUGGCAUCUUGUGUUUGAUGCUGGUUUGUUAAAAGUGAGACAACAUGUUAAAAGAUACCAAUAAAUUGAAAACGGCUUAUUAAUUUCAAAAUAUUUAUAGACAUAAAGUUAUUUUGGAAUAUGUCUUGGCUCUUACCUUAUGACUAGCAAGUAAUUUAAUUACCAAUCCUGAAGUGUAAGCUUAUUAUUUCACUUUCAUUGAGGCCCUGUGCUGUAUGUUGUCAAUGUUUUAAACAUUGUUUAGAUUUACGUUGGUGCUUCAAAGUUGCAGUUGUGCCUAUAUUUUGAUGCAAAUUGUUUGUAUUUUUGAGAUGCCCAUAAGUUAUAUUGCUAAUACAAAAAAUUAUCAUGCUUUUGUAUGAUUGAUAUUACAAAUGUUUGUGAUAUGUAGACAGCCACUGCAGGUUUUCAUAGAUUAUCUUAAUUGUUAUUGUAAGGUACUGCAGAUAGCAACUAAAUACAUGGAUGCAUAUCAGGCUAUAUGGUUAAGUUGUUAUAUCAGAUCUGAGCCAAAAAAUAUGAUUAUUAAUUUCAUUGUCCAAACAUUUUGGGCAAGUUGGGUCAACAUCACUGCUGCUAAAUAUAGAAAACAGUGCUGCUGGAUAGCUUGAGUGUAAGAUGGAAAUAUUUUGAAGACUUCAUUAAGUGGCAGUGGGGUUGUGGUAAGGUCAGUGUUACUCAAAACAACAGAAAGACCCUUUCUGCUUAAUAGGUUGAGUUAGGAUGAAGAUGCUGUUAUGACAUUUUGUGUGUAAAUAGCCUUCAUGCAGGUAUAGGUUGGGUUCGCAUUUAGGGCCAGUCAAGUCAAGGCCACUAUUCUUAAAAUAGACUGGGCUGGCAAGCUCAGCUGGUAGAGGGCUGGACUACAAAUCUGAAGAUGGCAGGUUCAAACCCCAGGCCCUACAAAUAUCUUGUGUGUGGAUUGUUCUGAGUUCGUGAAAUCCUUUCUCCCUAACCUGUAAUUCAAGUAUGGUAAAAAGGAGCAUUAACAACAUCAAACAAAACAAACAAAAAACAAACUAAAAUUGGCAAACAGUUUCUAUUCAAUAUCUUGAGGAAGGAUGGAGAUUUUGUGCUCAUUGUGUUUGUAUGUUGCUUACAUGCAAACCUAAUUUGGGAUUGCAUUGGGGCCUUCUGGUCAUGGUUAUUAGUCCCCUACCGGUUUGCAUGCGCUCCGUCUGUCAGUCCGUCCGUCCGUCCGCGCGUCACACUUUUCUGGAUCCUGCGAUAACUUUAAAAGUUCGUAACAUUUUUUCAUGAAACUUGGAACAUGGAUAGAUGUCAAUAUGGACAUUAUGCACGUCAUUUUAUUUCUUUCCUACGUCAAAAAUUAUGGUUGCUAUGGAAACAAAUAGACUAAAAAUACUGCUGAAAUGGUGGUUUUCUGGAUCCUGCGAUAACUUUUAAAGUUCUUAUUAUUUUUUCAUGAAACUUGAAACACGGAUAGAUGGCAAUAUGGACAUUAUGCAUGUCAUUUCAUUAUGUAACUACAUCAAAAAUUCUGGUUGCUAUGGCAACAAAUAUAUAUAUUUUUUAAAUCUGAAAAUGGUGGAAUUUCUGACAAUGGUGGAGCCGGUAGGGGACUUAUAUUGCUUGACAAUUGUCUUGUUGAUUCAUAACAUAUUCAACGCGCUGCUGUUCAGUAUUUUUAGUUAAGAUGGAGGUAUUGUGUUGAAUUUGUGUGUUGAUGGAGUUUACAUGCAUACCUAGUUUUCGUAUGCGCAGGCAGGAUAAUUGAUUUUAAUUAAUUGACAUGACGCCUUAUCUAUGAUCGCUCCGCCCACUUAAUCACGUGGCUCAGCGGGUAGCAAACCUAGACAAGCUAACACCAAAAUGGCUUCAUUGCCUUUAUGAUGCAUGUAGAUUAAUGCGAUAUUCUGGAUUAUUUUUAUGGACUUUUUUGACACCAUAUGACACUUGUAUAAGGGGUUUGUGUCAUUUAGUUAUUCUGCGAAUCCAAAAAAUAUACGUUUAUAGAGAACAUCAGCUAAUUAUAACGGGUUUUUUGGUACAUGAACAACGCUCUCAAACGCUUGCGUGCUGACCGAAAUCGAACCUGUUAUUACGUGUGAUGUUGUUAUUAGCAAUAAAUUAACACUUCUUCAACGGCAUUUACCCAUGUUAUUUACGAAACAUUUCCACUCGUGUAUUUGACACGAAAUAGCGCUUUGAACUGGGAUUUCGGUGAAGUUUUACACGCUUUCUGACACAGUGUGUACCAAAAUCCCAAAUGUUAUUACGUAUAAAAGUGAUAUUAAUAAUAUUAAGCAUUGCUUAUGGGACAUUUAUCAAUCACUAUAAUUGAAAGACAGCACAAUAAGUUUGGUCAUUGUCAUAUAUAAAGUAGCGCUGUAUGAAGGGGAAUUCAGUAAAGCUACCUGUAUCAGACGCUGGCGCAGGUACCGACUUCUCCCAAGUUUGGCAUUUAUUAAUUAUAUCAGUAAUAAUAAAUCUUAUUAUGUGGCAUUUAUCGCUUCGAUUCUAUUAAAAUAGAAACAUAUAAUCGUUUUCACUUGUUUCUGACUCACACAAAACUUGAUUUAUAACGGGGAUUGCGUUAAGUUACGCAAAGUUGGUACCAAUCUUCUCUAUUAUUCUACAAGCACACGUGAUAUAAUACAUACUUAAUAAUGCGUAGUUAUUUCAAACAUAACAUUUCCAGUUUUUUAAAUAAAUAAAUGCUCCAAAAGGGUGAUCUCGGUAUUUCUACACAUUGAAGCUUCCACUUGCUCUUGUCAAGACCGCAUUUCCGCGUUUGAAAUGGUAUAUAUUUAAUUAAUCUAACUUAUGGAUACCGAAUGUCAGAGUUACAUAAAACCUAUUCACAACGUUUUUUCCUUAUUUAAUUUUCACUUUUUUCCGAACAAAUCAAAAGCAACUCGUUGAUAAAAAUGAGAACUAGGCAUUCGAUCUCAAAGGUGGAUUAAAAGCGUUCAUUGGUGUCAUCACAUUUCUGCACAUGUGUAGAUACCGUUAUUAAUAUAAUAUAUCACUUGUCACCUUCUAAUAACAUGUACCUUCUAAUAACAUGUAUAAUGGCAAUAAAGUGCAUUACAAUCAGAGUAAUAAACACAGCACAAAUUAGGCUUCAUGCUUGGAUUUAUUUCUCUUUAAGUAAUGCAGAUAAACCUCGCUUCUGUAUAUUAAUGACCUAGUAACUGAUAUAACUUUUUUUUUUAAACGUUAAAUAUUAUGUGAUAAUCAGAUCGAUAACAUAAACUAUUUAAAUCUGCUAGUAUAUCCAAUAAAAAUAUAUUAUAAUUGUCUUUGACAGUUUUGAUGUUCAGUUGUUCGUGGUGACGACAGCAUGCAUUUAUACAUCUCUAACACUUCUCAAGAUCUCUUUUCGGCUUUGGAAACGAUAUAAAUUAAAUGUCACCAACUAAUCUUUCAGGAUAUCGAUUGUCUGAGUUACAUUGUCCCCAUCGACACAGUUUAACCAUUUUUAAUCUACUUUUUUAAAGAGGAAAACAAAAGAAACUCGCUAAAGUAAAAGUGAACCUAUACAUAGCUUGUCUAGAAAAUGGUGGACAGUUCGUUGCUAACUAAAGCCCGAUUAAUCGAUCGCUGAUUGGUAGAUCAGUUCUUAGAUAAGAACUUGAUUGACAGGCGGCGUCAUGUCAAUUGGUAAAAUGUUUAAAAACCUGUCUACAUGGCGUUGUCUCGUCUCUACUUACUUUAAAAAAAAAUUUGCUAACAUUAGUUUGCAUCUUAUUAAUAUUACUUCAUUUGCCAUUGAAAGUUUUGCUCAGUUUAUAUUGACUUUGUAAAACCCUUGAAUGCCUUGUAUUUUUGCUUGUAAGAAAACCAUCAUAUGUUUUGAAUUGUUAAGAGAGUAAAUUAUACAUUGAACUCUGAUAAUCAGUAUUUUUGUAUUCACUGUACUGUUUUAAUAGUGUGUAAGCAAAGAUGAAGCCUUAUUUAAGAAUGAAAUAGCAGACCAUCACUCUGCUGUGUAAUUGAGAAAAUGUGAGGGUUUUAAUUGUCCCCUACCGGUUUCACCAGAGGGGUCUUAUGGUUUGCGCUUUGUGUGUCCGUCCGUGAGUCUGUGAGUCUGUCACACUUUUCUGGAUCCUGCGAUAACUUUUAAAGUUUUUAAUAUUUUUUCAUGAAACUUGAAACACAAAUUGAUGGCAAUGUGGACAUUAUGCACAUCAUUUCAUUUUGUUCCUACAUCAAAAAUGCUGGUUGCUAUGGCAACAAAAUAAUAAUUCUGACAAUGGUGGAGUCGGUAGGGGACAUAAUUGCUUGGCAAUAGUCUUGUUUAUACUAUAUUGUACCAAUGUAUGUGCCUUGUAUAUGCCUUGUUAAAUUGUUUCAACUUUUUAACAUUUCCAUUAAAUAACCAGAUAUGUGAAAUGACAAAUUGGAAGUUUGAUUCUUUUGAUAAGGUUUCUAUAUUCAUAUUGUUUGUUAAGCUUAAAACAAUAAGUCAAAGAACAAGGUCUCUGUUUGUUCAUGUUCUUUCAUAAGUAAAGUUAAUUUGACUUUAAACUAGUUCAGUUGUGUAUGUUUAAUAUUGCUGAUGUUUAUUUAUUUUUAUCUUAAAGAUUAUUGCAUUUUUCCAUGUGUGUAUUGAUAUAUUAUUGUUUAUGAAUGUAAAUGGGUAAAACACUUGUUACCUGAUUAUUGUGUGGUUAUCACAAGCAAAAUUAACCACAUAUAUGUUUGGUUUCACAAUAUUCUUUACAAUUGAUAAAAAAACGUGUAAAAGAUGUACAUACACUCUUAUAAUUUAUAUGUGUGCUGGCAUUGAUCAAUAUGAUAUAACAGUUAUGUUAGUUAUGUUAAUAGUGUGUGGUUUUGCACUGAAUUUCUGGUGCCAGUAAUGCAGUUUAGUUUAAUGCGUUCUGAGUUUUUUGUUUAAAUUCAUCUUCUCAGAAGUAAAAAAAAAACACUAACUGUACUGUGUAAUCCUUGAACUGUGUUUACUUUUAAACUCCGUCCAACUAUUUAUUUUAUUGCAUAUUUAUUUAUGUAUUUAAAACCUAUACCUUAUGCACGUUUAAUAAAGUUUGUAUGCUAUUUUUUUACUGCUGUUAAAUGGAUUUAUUUACUGAUCCCGAAUGAGAUUUAGGUUUACGGUCCCGAAUGAGAUUUAGGUUUACGGUUUUCAAAACCCUAUAAAUUUCCAUGUACAAGCAUCGCUGAAAAUAGUUAAAAUUGCAUACCGUAUCUACUCUUAUUAACUUAUCAAAGUUACCAUUAGUCCAUAAAAUGGAUCAACCUUGUACCUAAUAAUGAGAAUGGUUUUUCAAAAGAAGAGUAGACCGGAUUUCAACUUUUUUUAUGCAUGAUGUCCCCAAAUGUAUUGAACAUUUUUUGUAUUUCAAAAUCUACAGUCGUAUGUAAAUUGAUUUUGUUUCUAAAUUUUAUUGUAUUAUUUUGCCAUGUUAUAUGUUGGCUUUCAUAUUGCUGUGUACUCUACCUGAUCUGUUGUAUCUGUUAACAGCUUGUUUACUGUUCAUUGCACUGUCCACUUGUUUUGUGAUAAUUAAUCUUGCAUUAUGAGUUUUACUUUAAGAAAUAAAAGUUUAUGAAUGA
This is a messenger RNA of Dreissena polymorpha, 11178 nucleotides long. RefSeq names its product dynein axonemal assembly factor 8-like. The record is from RefSeq and is a predicted model, not a curated record. Lineage: Eukaryota; Metazoa; Mollusca; Bivalvia; Myida; Dreissenidae. The transcript is spliced from 29 exons. The coding region runs from base 130 to 5406 and encodes 1758 amino acids.